CAGCAGAGGUCGAAUCAAGCAGUAGAGCAUCGAAACGCACCAAAUACAGAUGAUCGUGAUGUUCCAAGAAUGGAGUUGGGGAGGAAUAAGUCGAUGCAGACAUGCCUUUCGGGGUCGAUGACGCUCAGGUAUGUACUUUGGCCAGGUUACACCUUAUUUCUCGCCUCAUCUUGAUGUCAUCCCGUAUUGAUCAGCGGCAUCCUUUGCAACUCAUCCCUCGUCCCAUUUCUCUCAUCCGUGGCAUGCUUUAUCCCAAGACCCUCACUCUCUUUUGAGAAAACGUUGUGAAGAUGAUUCCCAAGGAAGAGAUACCAUCAGUAAUAACGGCGGCCGACCAGACUCCAACAGAAGAGCGCAACAUCGCCCUCUGCAAGGAGUACAUGGGCAUCGCCUACUCUCCGUCGGCCAACCACGGCGCCGAGUCCGUCGCGCACCUGUGCCACGCGGACGCCUGGUUCUGGGCGCCCGCGACGUUCCCGGGGUGCCGGACGCCGAUGGACUACGCCGACUCGCACGCGGCGGUGAUGGCGAGCGUGGCGGACCUGCGGAUCGUGCGCUUCGACCAGGCCUGGGCCAAGGGCGGCCACGUGCUGCUGAGGUACACCGCCGAGGGGAGCCAUUGCGGGAAGCCGUAUAAGGGGAUCGAGGCUACGGGCCGGCAUGCGCGGUGGAGCGCCGCGGCGAUUUUUGAGGUGGAGGAGGGGAGGAUUCGGAGCUUUACGAAGGACUGGGAUCAGAAGACGAUGCAGAUCCAGUUGGGGUGGGCUCCGGUCAAGGAGAGUAGCGACCCUCGCUGGAACGCGGAUGCCCUUGCGAAUCCCGAGAAGGCUCAGAAAGAAAAGGAGUAAGCUGGGACGGCCAAGUUGAAAGCUUGCCUCUCCCUUGAGAUCGCUGAGAUGAUUUCCGGCGAAGCAACCUGCCUCUGAAUAGGGGCAAGUAUGGGUAAGGAAGGUGUGGCCGUGGGGAUGCUAGAUUUGGCAAAGUUAAAUUAUGUACAGCAUAUAUAGGUACAACAGAUACGAUGAUGUAUCGUCAAGCAUCACACCAGCAGUCAUGAAGAACCCACCCUGGGUAUCCAAGUAACCCUUGACCUGUGUGUGUGCAAGACCGGCGCCAAUGCAACAACCC
This is a messenger RNA of Phialemonium atrogriseum, 1128 nucleotides long. RefSeq lists its product as uncharacterized. The coding region runs from base 291 to 848 and encodes 185 amino acids. NCBI's taxonomy places the organism in Eukaryota, Fungi, Ascomycota, Sordariomycetes, Cephalothecales, Cephalothecaceae. Gene Ontology annotation, biological process: polyketide metabolic process. The record is from RefSeq and is a predicted model, not a curated record. The transcript has 3 exons.